UGCGAUAGGAUACGAUUUCACCCCACCCUCUUCCCCCCUCUAUGCAAAUAAUGAAUGCGUCCAUGGCAUGCCCAUUCUCUCUAAUCAUUGCUUUUGCCUUGAUUAUCGAACCGUGACAAGAAAGGCUGGCUCCGGUGUGACGUCUUCAGUGAAAAAUGGCUUGAACAGUGAACAGAGUAAAGGGCAAUAGACACACUGGAUUAUCGUGUUAACUGUCAGUAGGCUAUCUAUACUCAUCAGUUACCGCCAGGAGUUGCGGCGUGUUUCCUAUACCUGACCCUGGACAUAAUAUCAGAAGUACUGUUGCUACCAAGGAGGUGUUUUGACGGAAGUGUGACUACUUCUUUUGCCGGAGUUUCUUCAAGAUCUUUGGGAGCUUUGGAUUUUUAUAAAAGUUGAUUACUUCUUCUCUUUGCUACGAUGCCUCGGUUAACGACUGCAAGUCGCAAGGAAAAGGUGACAGAUGUUUUCAAGAUGAAGCAUACCAUUGGCAGCGAGCUUGAUCCAAAUAUCACAGCCACCAUGCCCCUCUUCACGAAAAGGCGAAAAGAAAAGGUGUCGGAUAUUUACGAUUUGAAGCACACGAUUGGAACAGGGGCUUUCUCCGAGGUGGUGGUAGCAGAGGAUAAGAAGAGCGGAGAAUACAGAGCUAUAAAAUGCAUCGAAAAGAAGAAAAUCAAAGGCAAGGAGGACACGCUGGAGAACGAGAUCGCUAUCCUAAAGCAAAUAGAUCAUCCGAACAUCGUGGCUCUACUGGACAUAUUUGAAGACAAGAUGCAUGUAUAUUUAGUUAUUGAAUUAGUAUCAGGUGGAGAACUCUUUGAUAGGAUAGUGACCAAAGGUAACUACACAGAAAAAGAUGCCAGUGAGAUAAUGAAACAGAUACUUGAAGCUACCACGUACAUCCACGGCAAAGGAAUCGUACAUAGAGACCUCAAGCCAGAGAAUCUACUAUUCUAUAGUCCUGAUGAAGAUUCAAAAAUCAUGAUCAGUGAUUUUGGGUUGUCCAAGAUCGAGGGUCAGGAGGGCAUGUCGACAGCCUGCGGCACGCCUGGUUACGUAGCGCCAGAAGUUCUGAAGCAGCUGAAUUAUGGGAAGGAAAUUGACAUCUGGUCAAUAGGUGUUAUCACAUACAUUCUAUUAUGCGGUUAUCCUCCAUUUUAUGAUGAAAACGACUCCAAGCUCUUUCAGCAGAUCAUGCGAGGGGACUAUGAAUUCGACUCUCCAUACUGGGACGAUAUCUCAGAUUCAGCUAAGGAUUUCAUCAGGCAUUUAAUGGACGUGGAUCCAAACAGCAGGUAUACGUGUGAAGAGUCCAUCGCUCAUCCCUGGAUUUCAGGAAAUGCGGCACUUACAAAGAACAUCCAUCAAGUGGUCAGUGAGAACAUCAAGAAAAACUUUGCCAAGACAAAAUGGAAGCAAGCCUUCAAUGCCACCGCAGUGGUCAGACACAUGAGGAAGCUGGGGCUGGGUGACGUCAAGGCACGAUUACAAAAGAAAGAGGAGGAGAACAGCAGGUCGGAGGAGAGCAACAGCCAAGAAGGCUCUUCAGAUAGUUAGCUGUAUCAUCACCAUGGCAACCCAUUCGCAAGCCCUCCAAACCCCUCCAGAGCACCCCAUCAUAGCCUUCCUAGCUCUCUCCACUUUGGAAUUAUCAAAAAACCCUCUCUGCAUGCAGCCCGAUCAAGACUCUUCAAGAGCGGUGGUGUCCCGUCCUGGUUAAAACGUGAACUGAGAUCGUACAAAGCUGUAAAGCCGUCCUCCCGUUGCAUAGAGCUGACGAGAUCCGGCCUUCCAAAAUAUCUGCCCAAAUUAGCUUGUCUGCAAUCAUCCUCCAACCUUGAACCAGCGAGCAUUUAACUAUUUUGAUCAUCUAAGAAGGGAGAAGGGGAUGCAGGAAUUGGGAUAUAUACUCAUCACGAUGCAGUUCAUGCUCCUCUUUCCAAGAGUUUUCCAAAAAUAUAUCAUAACCUUUUCAAUUUAGCUCUUAUAUUUCAACAACAAAUAUUUCCUGUUGGUGAAUGAUAAUGCUUAACUGCACGGGAAUGAUACGCAAAUUUGAAAAAAGGCAAGAGUACUCCAUGUCUGUCUCUCCAUUCAAACAUCCUCUGUUGUACAAGGCAAUUAAAGCAAUCUUGUGUUGCUUGUCAAAAAUCAUCAACUGUUCCCAAUUAAGGAAUGACCAAUCUAAGCUCGCAGCAAGUGCAUACUCUGAGGAAUAGUAUUGAAACAAGUGUGAAGGAAUAAGAGGAUAUUCCAAAUGACACAAACACAAUUUCUGAAAAUAUAAUUCUACUUUAAUAGCAGAAAUAUAUGUUGACAGUUCACACUGUAAAGAACCAGCAACAAAUUAGUGCAAUUGUAUAAUGGAAAGAAAUUGAUGGAUUAAAAGGAAGGAUUUGGAAUGAUUAAGAUGAAAUUGGCUAUGUGUACUCUUAUCUCUCUCCCUUCUCAAUUAAUUUUCUACAUGAACACGUCUUUAGUUGUAUUGAAUGUAUGUUCUUGUUUCUUUUUAGUCCUGUUACAGUUGUUUCUGGAUUCUAUGUACAUCUUCUUGUAAAUAUUUUGUUGAAUAGAAGUUUUUGGAAUGGACUUUUCAAGCUUUGAAUGAGGAAUCUUAAAAAGUUUGGGAAGUGAAGGUCCUUUUUCUAUAUCACACUUGUCGCUUUUACAUGUAUUGGACUAUUCAGUAGUCAUAUAUUAGGCUUUCAAUGAUUUUGCAUUGCAUACUUUAGCAUGUUAGAGGUUUUUUUCAUGAAUUAUCUUUUUGAUUUCUAAUUAUUAUUGUUUGGUCUAUUCAUUCCAGUCAACCAUUUGAAGAAAAAGUAUCAGGAUUUUACCUGAUAUUUCUUUCUUUGUGUGUGCUGUUUGUAGUAGCAGCGAAGAGAACAAAGUGAAGUUUUUCUCUUUUUCUAUCUGUCUCUAUCUUACUCAUUUUAAUGGGUAUCUUUAUUUAGACUAAAUAGCCCUUGCAUUUUCUCAUCACAUUAUCUUGUUCUUCUUUAUGCUUUGUAGCUUAACCAGAGAUAUGUGCAAAAUGAGUGCCUUGCGGCGAGUGUUCUUGUAAUUGUAAUUCAAUUUUAAGUGUCAGUAUUACAGAAUAAGUGAAGAGGAAAUCAAUUAUUUUGGAUUGUUUUUUGAAUUACUUUUCUGUUUCCUCUAUGUGAAAUGAGAAAUCAGAAGAAACAACACUUUGACUUAAUUUUGUAGAUACUAUUACAUGUAAAAAAAAAAAAAUCUGUUUUACAUGAAGUUUAAUUGACAGAUGAAAAUCUGGAUACUCUAUAUAUGCAUUUGGUUUUGUAAAUUUUGGUGAUCAAAAGGUCUUGUUUAUGUCAAAAGUAUAUAUAUGUUGGAAGUAUAUCAAAGUCUAUGGUCAUAUUGUACAAGUCUAUGAACGGAUUUAUUUGUGUAGAGAGUCGGUAUGAAGUUUUGAUGAUAUUUGACAAAUCUUUUAUGACAAUUGAUUAUUUAAGUGUAAUUCUAUUGAAUAGCCGUACUGUACAGUUUUUCUUUUUUGUAAUUAAACAGUCUUGAAUAUUGUGCAGAAUUGUGUGCUAUCUAAAAAAAAAAAUCAGUACCAACUUGUUUAACCUAAAAUUACGUGAAAGUAAAAUGAUUAUGUGAAAGUAAACUGUACAUUCAUUCACAAGAGGACAAUUUCAUAAUGUUUAAUU
Strongylocentrotus purpuratus (purple sea urchin) is the source of this 3677-nucleotide messenger RNA. Its product is annotated as calcium/calmodulin-dependent protein kinase type 1D. Gene Ontology annotation, biological process: protein phosphorylation. The record is from RefSeq and is a predicted model, not a curated record. The transcript is spliced from 10 exons. Bases 421 to 1560 code for a protein of 379 amino acids. NCBI's taxonomy places the organism in Eukaryota, Metazoa, Echinodermata, Echinoidea, Camarodonta, Strongylocentrotidae. Gene Ontology annotation, molecular function: ATP binding; calmodulin binding; calcium/calmodulin-dependent protein kinase activity.